GAAGCUUUAUAAAUAUAGGCUAAGUUCAAAAAAACAACCCCUCUCUCGUUUAUGAAAGCUUAAGAUCACUUUUACUCUUGUCGCAGAGCUUUCCGCUUCUCUUUCGCCUUCCGGUUUGUCUUGCCUGCCUCCAGCCCGGCCCACCUUCCUCAAAUAUGCAAACCUAUAGUAAACAGACACCUGGCACACCGAGCGAGCAGGUGGACAAUAAUCUCUUUUUACCGGUCGGUCGGCAGGUUAAAGUCACCUUGCGGAGAAGGGAGGGAGCCAGCCCUGAUCCACUCGGAGUUGUUCCUUGGCAAUUAUUCAUCGCAUUCCUGAGUGCCAGCGUGAUAUGGAAAAAUGCCCCACCGCGCUGAAGAAAGCGGGGUUCAGCCGUCGGAUAUGCCUCUGGCUGGCCGGCUGGCCCUCUCCGCCACGGCCUUGCUCUUGCUGAUGUUGGCAUACCGGUAUUUCAAGUCUCGAGUGCCCCCUGGCAGCACCCCAGCCGGGGCCGCGGAUGCCAAUGUCGUCAGGGCAGAGCAAAGAGAAUGGCAGGUUGGCAGCCAGGAAGAAAACAAGCAAGUGGCACUGAGGCACAGAGGAGAGCGGAGGAAGGAGACGGAGCCAUGCCACCCAGGGACCAAUCAGCUGGUGCAGGUGGGUAGAUGUGGAGUAACGGAAGCGUGUGGGCAGGCUCCGAUCCCUGCUGGCAGAGAGCUGCCUGGCACGAGAGAAACUGAGGCAGAAACUAAACAAGAGGCAGGGGAAGUGAGCCGUACGGAAUCCGGGGUGGAACAAGGGUGGAGAUCCGAAGACAAGGCUGGGGACACCUGUUGCACCAUCCAGAACUGCACUAGCAAAGCUGGGGCUGAUUUGGGCAAUUUAGAAGAUCAUUCCGGAACUGUAGGCCUACUCAACCGAGAGAGGGAACUCUGCAACCCGAUGGGGUCUGGCUGGGAUGUUGAUCCUGUUGAAGCUGAAUCUAGCUGUGCCAAGCCGGUGGAGAAGGAUGUCCAUCCCACAGGUGGGAGUGGCGUCGGUUUGAAAAGAGGAGAAGGUCAACCACUGGUAAAAGAGACCAAGAAACAAGUUGUAGAGAGGCGGGUUGGCCCAGAGAAGAUCCAGUCCUUCUAUGCCACUAGUGAUAUGGGCUUGGCCAUCAACCACAGCCAUGUGCAGUCUCAUGUGGCUUAUGCGUUCUCCUCUGUGGCCAAAGUUGAGGUGGAGGAGAACUUCAUCAAAGAGAAGCAAAGUUCUGGGAAAGCUGAAGACACUCAACUGAGAGGCAAAGUCUACAACUAUUAUGUUGAGUCUACUUCUCAAUCCAUUAUGAAUAAAACCACCUGUGGUACCAACCUGGAUCUCCAACGAUCCUGCAACCUCUCUACUAUCAACAUACUUAAUGUAUCCAAGAAAUGUUGGGCUGAGGAACCUGUCUGCUCGUUGGUGACCAAAGCUGAAGCCAACAAGCUUGUUUUGGAGAAGGUUCCAGACAUAUCUUCUAAUGUUCUCCUUAGUCCUGCAAAGGACACCCAACCUAAGGACCAAAGAGAGACAGUUGCUGUUGAAGAAGCCAUCUCCUCGAAACCUCUGCUGGGCAGACAUAGCAUCAGCCGAAAAGAAAGCUUCAAAAAAAUUGUAGAUAAUCCAGAAUUACAGGUGCCGAUGGAAGGUUUUGGUUCUCCAGGAACUGGGUCCUCAAGUGGCCACACCUCACCUCCGGCUCUUCUUCACUUGGACUCUACUUCAUCUCUGGUGAGAUCCAUGCAAAAUCUCCUGAGCAGUGGAAGAGAAGAGCCAUCGGUGGAGCUUGUGGCUGGUGCUAAUUUUUUCCAUGUCCCACUAAGUUCAGACUCCUCUCUGGAUGUACACUUAGAUCUGGGGAACUGCUACCAGGUCUUGUGCAUGGCCAAGAAGCAGAAACUUAAGGACCUGCAAGAGGCGGUCUACAAGGUCAUGAGUGACAACUAUCUCCAAGUGCUGAAGACCCAGGCCAUCUACCGCCAGCUCAACGCUGCAGAGAGGGACUUGAUCCUGGAGAAGAGGAUGCGAGGCAAGAAAUACAUGACAGUGGCAGAUGUUGGAUGCCACACAAGUGGAUUUUCUUACUACGAUGACCAGAAGGAUGCUUGGCAUUCAUUAACCCAUAUCCCUGUUGAAGCCAUCUCCAAGGGUUGUGCCAUCUGCAGCAUGUUCAACUACCUCUUUGUCGUGGCUGGCUGUGAAGGGUUUGGAAGGUAUCAGAAACCAUCCAACCGGGUCUUCUGCUACAACCCCUUGACCGACAUCUGGCAGGAGAUCUGUCCCCUCAACCAAGCCAGACCCCACUGUAAGCUGGUGGCCCUGGAUGGUUGCCUCUACGCCAUUGGCGGAGAAUGCCUCUAUACGGUGGAACGGUACGACCCACGCCUGGAUCGUUGGACGUUUGCGGCCCCUCUGCCCAACGACACCUUUGCUGUGGCCCACACCGCCACCGUCUGCGACGGGGAGAUCUGUGUCACGGGAGGCACCUUGAAAUACAUGCUGCUGAGGUACGUCAGACGGACGGACACCUGGAAAGUCAGCCUCACUGGAGGAAGUCAGGACAGGACAACCGAGAUGGUGACCGUCAACGGCUUCAUCUACCGCUUUGACCUCAACCAGAGGAUGGGCAUCGGUGUCUAUCGCUGUAGUGCCAAGGCCAAGCUGUGGUAUGAGUGUGCCACCCACCCAAUGUCCUUCCCAUCUUGCUUCCAGUGUGCCGUCGUCGGAAAUCUGGUCUAUUGCGUGAACCGGCAGUUCAACCUCCGUUUCCUAGCGGACUUGGUGUCUCCACGGUUUGGAAGCAAAGAGCUGAGAAAUUUCCCUUCCCCAAGGGGAGCCCUUAUCCCAGUUACUCUCAUGUUGCCCGAGGGGUACAAAGCAUCUCAAACAAGGGUUUGAGUGGCCGGUACAAGCUGCUUUAUUGGAAUAACAAGGCAAACUUACUUCUUGUAGCUUCACCGAGGACGUUGGUCUCCUCGUUUGCCUCCCUGCCCAUCAAGGAAAGUAGGACUGUAGGCAGGAUAGGUCUGUCUCUUCCUACCAAGACACCUAACAGAAUAAUGGUUGGAAGGGACCCUGGAGAUCUUCUAGACCAACUUAAUCCUUGCAUACAAAUUAACCAUAGACUUUGAGGUCUCAGCAUUCAGAGGCGAGUGCAAAUUUAAGCCAAUUCCAUAAAACCGGGAUGGUGGCCCUCCAUACCGCCUUAUCUCCUGCUGGUCUAUGGAUUUAAGAUCAAGUCCUUCUGUGAUCUCCAGUUGGGAUCCAUCUUGAGAUCUUAGUGACUGACCCAUUGCCUUGGGAUAGGGGAAGGGGAAUAAGGAUCAGUGUAGAUCAGAGCAGAUAACCCAUGAUCUAUCCGUGAAGGGUCUCCAGAAAGCCCAUCAUCCAGGCACAAUCACAAUAAUAUUUCCCCAUGUGCUAUCUCCAGCAGCUGCUAAUUGGAGGUAGAGUGCCUCUAGUUUUGGAGGCUCCAUCCCAAAUCACAACCCUCUUUCCUUCCAUAAACUUGCUUAAUCUCCUUUUUAUAGUGUUCUAGGCUGGUCAAGCUCUUAAUGGUUCAUUGCUGAUGAACUUUUUUCCCCC
This is a messenger RNA of Protobothrops mucrosquamatus (brown spotted pit viper), 3591 nucleotides long. It is a transcript of the gene KLHDC7A, whose product is annotated as kelch domain containing 7A. Gene Ontology annotation, molecular function: protein binding. The record is from RefSeq and is a predicted model, not a curated record. Lineage: Eukaryota; Metazoa; Chordata; Lepidosauria; Squamata; Viperidae. The coding region runs from base 343 to 2904 and encodes 853 amino acids. The transcript has a single exon.